Porites lobata is the source of this 7560-nucleotide messenger RNA. The record is from the annotation of a GenBank genome assembly. NCBI's taxonomy places the organism in Eukaryota, Metazoa, Cnidaria, Anthozoa, Scleractinia, Poritidae.
CGAAAUGUGGAAAGUUGCUGCAGGAGAGACUCGUACAUCUAUCGGACAGGACUAUAAAAGGCUCGUCGUACAGAGAUCACUGGGGAGUUCCAUACUUAGACGGGGAUUAUUCCUGGUGUCCACAGGGCGUGGACAUAAAGCGUGAAAUUGAACUUGAACUUAGUAAGAGAAGAGUAUUAUUAAAUCUUGGUCGUUUAGUAAAGGUCUUAGCUAAAAGCAUAGUUUUAUCAGACAUCACUUAUAUGUAUUGUUUUAUUUCCAAAAUCUUUAGGAAUAAAGUUACUCGAUUCUCGUGGUGAAGUUAUCAGAGUCUCGUCAUUCAACGGUACCUGGAUUCUACCCCUUGCGGAUCGCAACUACAGUUGGUUGCCUAUAGACGGUGGAUCACAUAGAGAACUGAGUAAGAUGAUACAACGAAGGGAGAUAUACAUUGCCGUUCUUUCGCAAAUAGUACUUGAUCGUAGUAUACUUUGUCUCUGAUUGUUUCUUUAGUAAGACAUAAGCUGAACAUAACAUAAUAAUCACCUUUAUUAUUUACAGAGUAGCUGUAAAGGCUAAUGUUAAUAAUAGGAAGAAUAAUGCUAAAAAGAUUGGAAAGGAAAAGAGGAAAGAGGAAAAACAAAACUGUGAGAAAAAGGAAUUUUAAUAAUACUCAUUACAUGCGACAAGGAGGAUGUUAUCAACAGCUUCACAUCUCAAGGGUCAUCGGGACGGUUCAAAGCACUGAUGGAGCGAGAAAUCCGACAGCCUACCGAAGACCGAGACUACUGGAGUCAUCUGGUUGCCACCUGCUGGGACAAUCCGAAUUGACCAGCAAACGAGCUUAUAUACAUGUAUUAUAAUUAUUUUUGCUGAAACGAAAUCUGACGGACUCACUUUGAAUUUGAACUCAGGUCCUCUGUUAAUCCAUUCCACAUAAUUGUUGAUGACUAUCAAAAUUAAGCUUAUUCGAGGUAAGCGUGUUAACACCUUUUGUCUUCCUUUUCAGGAAUAUUAGGUUUGAAUAAUCAAAAUGAAACAGUCGCAAGCUUAUCUCCAAACCAGCCAUUUAAGAUACCUGUGGUAGAUCACGACUACGUCUGGCUUUCAAAUGACACCAGACCUCUUCUUCAUAUAACUCUAAGUAAGGAUCUACGAUGUAUAAAUUAGUAUAUGGGCGUCGAAAGGACGAAAUAAAUUUACUGAAGGUCUUCUUUGCUCGAGUUGAAUUGUAGUAUCAAAUACCUGCCCAUGUACCAAGAUUUGAGUAUGUGCUGGGAUUGGCCUGUUAAGAAAAGCCGUUGUCAAUUUGCCAAUCAUGUUGAAGGGAACUUUGAAACGCAUUUCUGGAAGUUCGCUGAGUUCCUUGGGCGCCCAGAACAAGGAUAUCGUAACUGCCGUGGAGAAGAUAUUAGAAGGGGUUUGAUUAUGUCUUUGACGCAGUCUAUAGUAAACUUUAGCAAGCUUAGUAUAGAUACGUCUAAACAGAACAUGUUAGAACAUGUGCAUCUGUUUUAACAAACAUUUUUUGGGUCCUUCAGUUUUGUACGACUUUCAAGAGACUGCUAUAGUUUUGUCCAAACGUUUUGCCUCAGCGUUGGAUAUCCAGACGUACAAUUCGUCUGCAACCUCCUUCCAGACUAAAAUGAAAACGCCGCUUAUCAUAAGUGUUUACUUCAAGACUCUGAGUAAUUUCAUCCAUUUUUGAAUGUAUUAUUAAUUUAAUAAAAACCCAUUUUCUCUCCCGUUCCUCAAUCUUCAGAGAUCAAAGGUUGUCCAGUAUAAACGUGUAUGUUCAGGCACGAGGUGAUAUUAACAGUCCAAUAUUUCACAUAGAACUCAAUGUGCUUUGCGUACUUUUAAAUAUUAGGUCCAGAAGAAAGGGAAACAUUAGUAGCGGUCAUCUCUGUUCAAGGUAAAAAGGGGGCAAAAGAUUAUGCCGACAACUACUGUGUAGAAAAGAAUGGACCCGUUGGAAUUCAGAAUAUCACUCAAGAUUUCUCUUCUUGUUUGGUAAGAAUGUUAAGAAUUUUAACAUCCAGCUAACAGAAAACUAGUCUACUCUCGUGGUAUGUAUUGUUUUAAUAUGUACAGGCUUUGACUGUCUUCAAUGCACUUUUGAUGCAAAAGGAUACGCAGACAACUUUUGUGUUGAAAACAAUGGAUCCCUCGAAGUCUAGAAAAUCACUUAAGAUUGCAGAUGUUUGGCAAGAAUAUCAAUACUUUGUAAGAUCUAAAUAAGAGAAGGCCUGGCUUGUGUUUUUUUGCUUCUCUGCAGGUCCAAUUGUCACCCCAAAGCUCCAAUGACACAACCACUAUCCCAUUCAGUGACACCAUCAUGGCUCAAUAUCUGAAAUUUGCACCAUGGAGACCUCUCCGAAAGGAUGGUCUGUGUAUACGAAUCGACAUAUUCGAGAAUGACAAUACAUGUAAGACUCCAUUUUUCAUUUAGAUUAUUGUCAAUCAAGCAUCAUGUCCAACUAAAUCCAAUACCAACCCUCUAUGCUAUAUAUGUUUACAAUGUACCGAAUACCUUUUGUGCCGACACGAAUAUCUAGCCAUACCGGAUAGCUAGAGCUUCUGUUAAUACAUAAGAAGGGUGAUUUGGGCGCGAUUCUGUAGGGACUUUCAGUCGAUAGACACGACGGACUCGAAGAAAGGGAGGUCGCGGGUUCGAUUCAGUCUUUAUCCAGACCGAUACCUCAUUGUCUUAAAAUUGCUGAGAAAUUAAAUUCUGUAUAAGGGACCUUUCCAAGUUCAGAAAGGCUAAAUUUCGUCCUGGCUUGUUUGACCAUAAGACGUUAAAUUUGCGUUCACGUCUUGUCUCAACAACCGGCGAAGAAACGUUAAUAUAGUUUCCUCAAUUAUAGUUGUGGUUUUGUAAAUAAACUUGACAUUCUCGUCAAAUGCAUUUUCGUUGGAUCUUAAAUUCCCUUGUAACGGAGCGAAGCUGCCCCGCGCCGAUCUCUAAAGUGGCGAGUCACUUAUCGGAUAGGUGUUGAUACGACGCGAAAAGCUAUCCCGCCCGAACAUAGCCUUAAUAUGUUAGGCAAUGGCCUUUGCCCCUCCACUUGAAAAGCCCUUGAAUUUUACUUGUGGUCUUGUUCGUAGUUCUUUGAAUUUGGUUUUACUAGGGCCUUGAAAAGUCGGUUAAUUUCUUUAAGUAUUAGGUCUUGGGAAAAAAUUGAUAUUCACUACCUUGUCUAAAAACAAUUUUACUUGUGCAUGAGCAGUAUCUCACUUCUGCAGCUUAAAUGCUGUUUCUGUACCUCAGAUGCAAUAGGCCAUUUGCACGAUGGCGUCAUUUUACUACUUCGACCAGAAUCCUUUCCAUUUCUCCUUUCAUAUUUAAAUUUCGUAAUCCCUGCGAGGUUUAAAUAGCAAAAGCCCUUAUUUGCCCAAGAAAGCAAAACCCUGAAGGAUUCUGGUCGUGGUAGUAAACGACGUCAUCGUGCAAAUGGCCUAUUGCAAGUCAUACCCAGUCAUUUUCCUAAGCGUUGUUGCGGAAAGUAUUUUAAAAUAAUGUGAUCAACCAUGGCUGAAAAAGUAAAAAUAGUAAAUGACUCCGCUAAAACUGACGUGUUUUAGCCAAUGAGGUGUUCAGUAGGGGGUUAAAGAAUGGCGAUUUAUUAAAUAAAUCUUACUCCUUGAAAACUGUAAGUUGUCCUUGAAAAAUCAUUGAAAAGUCCUUGAAAUUUGUUUGUCUGAAGUUGUGCGAACCAUGGAAGACUAGAAGAGAUCCUUCGUAAUAUAAUUGCUGGUGUAAGCAAGUUACGAUUUCAGAUAUUCGCGUUUUUAGCAGUUAGAAUGCUAAAUAAUGGAUGCUUUACUUGAUUGUGUGUUUCCUUGUCUAGCUACACCCUCUUCAAUCUUGCGUAAUGGCAACUACAAUGUGACUUUCAACUACACAAGUGUUCGUGGGAAUCUCACUGAGCCACCUCUUGUGAAUUCUAAUAUUUCCUGGUGUCCAGCCGAUGAUGACCUUCUGAGAAAUCCAGUGCUUAUAGUUGAUCUGGGUGAGUCAGUUGAAUAUGUUUGUUACUCACUCACUGAUAUUUCAUAAUGUCUUUUUUAUGUUAGGCCCCGUACACACCUACCGUUUCCACUUGAAAACGGAAAGUUUACUCUCCAGUUCGGUCUAUCGUGCGAAAAUUCCCCCGGGGGGGGGGGGGGGUACCGACACUUCGAGAAACGGGCCCCAGGUCAUUAAAGUGGUCCGUAAAGUUGAAGAUGAAAUAAUAAGAAUAUGAUUUUUUUGUUAUAUUUGAACCGUGGCAUGACAUAGUUGCGUCUUCAACGGCAAUGAUCUUCUUUACAUUUAUGACACUUAAUUAUUGCAGUAUAUGUUGCUCCUUAAGUACAUAGAAUCAGGUUGUACUCUUCGUAACAUUUACAGUAGUUGCCAGAAGUUUUAAACAGUCCCACUAAGAAAGAAGCUUUCACCUUACAGGAAGACAGUUUAACAUCUCUCAAGUUCAAGUUCAAGGAGGAGUGGAAGCCAAGGAAUGGCCUUAUAAAAUUUGUCUAAGUUAUAGCAAAAACGGAAGCCACUUUGUUGAUUUUACAAGAAACAAGUCGUCUUGUUUGGUAAGAUAAGCAAAUUAUUCCAGGUCUGGUUCACUGACUUUUGACGCGCAGAUUCUGCAUAUAAGAGUGUUCGAAGACGAACUGCAACCACUUGAAAAAAUGUUGAGACACUCCGACGAAAAACCGGCCUUUCUUACUUCAAGUCGCUGCUAGUAAAACGUCCGUGGGAUGUAAUACUUAUCUCCCCCUUACUACCAUUCAAAGUGUUAGCAUUGUCUUGUAUUGCUGACAAUUUUGAUAAGGGGAGGAGGGGGAUCACAGGCACAGGCCAUUUAAGCCAAAAUAAGGUACAGUGUCUCAAGUAUUUUUGCAACUUGUUGUAGCUACUUCUAGCACAAGAGGAUGAUGAGCCGAGAAUGUUUUCUUUUUCGGCGCUAGAAAGAGCAAGUUUGUCUUCGAACUUGUGAGUAUGGACAAUUUGCGUGUCAAGAAUCCGUGAAGCGGAUCUGGUCAGGAACAAUUUGUUAGACAGUUAAAACCCGUUUACACGGGUGUCGACAAAAACUUGCACGGAUUCACCUUUCUUGACAUGGGAACCGCCAAACCGUAAAAGUUCAUGAACGGCAAACAGCAAUCUGUAAAGCCUGGUUUUCACUGGUGCAUAAGGAUAAGCAUAAGGACAUAUACACAAGCGCGGAAUAGCAUAUUUGACUCAAUCCUCGAUAACAGUUCUCCUCAACCCAAUGAUAAACAAGAUGUCGGGCCAAGCGUCCGCCAUAUUGCACUUGAUAUGUUCGCAUGCGGUCUGUGUUAAAGUGACCUAUGAUUGGUCCACGGCCUUGUGCUUAUGCUUGAGCUCAUGUCGUCCCAGGUUUCAGUAGUCAAAGGUAAGACAUAAGCAUGAGCACAAGCAUAAGAAGAACGAACUUGUCCGUUUUUCUUGUGCUUAUGCUUAUGCUUGUGUCGACCCAGUUUUCACUUGCUUACACAUGUGCUUACGCUUAUUCUUGUGCUUAUGCAACGGCGAAAACCAGGCUUAACAGAAUUUCCAAAACGGGUUGCACAAGGAGAAUUCGUCCGUUGAAAAAGUCGUUUGGACCGGUGUAAUCGGGGUUUGAAAUAGUCGGGAAAUAGGACUGGCAUAAUUACGUUACGACUCAGUGAUUUUAAGUCACAAGCGAAUUAACUCGUAUACCUUGUACAGCAUGAAUCAACCAACGGCUAUUAAUCGUCCUAAAAAUGACCAGAUGAUCUUAUCUUAACUAGAUUUCCGCGCAUUUUAUUCAUGACAUAAAGACAAAAGGCUAUGACAUUAUUGACGUUAAUGUAUUCCUUCUUUACCUAAUGAGAUUCCUGCCCAAAAAGUGUUCUAACCUUUGCGCCCUAUACUACUAAAACGAAUGAGUCGAAUGCGUCAGUCGUUUACGCAGGCUCUACCUUUCAUGAAAACCAUGCCAGUUUGACUCCCCUGCCAAUUAAGAAGAUAUGACGCAAUUUCAGUUAACCAUUGUGAUUUUACUAUGCCACUAUUCUGUUUGCAGCUGUUUGAGCAAGGCUUGAACAAUGGAAGUGGUGACACUACGCGAUCUUACCGAAUAAUUCCACCAGACCCGCUUCGUUCUUUAAGUUUUGAACCGAAAUACCCAACAUUUAACACAGGAGAUGGUUAUUGCGCAAGGACAGAACUUACAGGCUGUGUAUCCACGAGUCUGGAAGGGGAACUGGUUACUCAAGGUCAGUAUAAGAACGGUUUGAAGUAUGUAAAAAAGUAAAGAAACAAAUCUGACAGAAGUAGAACUCCUUCUUUUUUCAAUAUACCUCUUUAAAUAUAUUCUUUUAUAUGAAUGAUAAUUAGCCUUUCUGACUUCGUUAGCAUGUGCAAAAUACAAACGAAUUCUCACUUUCAAACGAGAUCAAAAAGGCUACUUAUCAUACAUAUAAAAGAAUAUACUAAUAGGCCGCCAUUAUGAAAGCGGUCUAUUGGAGCAAUUAUUUCUCCAUGACCAUUGUACGCUCGGACAUGUGAAGCUUUGCUGGGUCGAUAGCAGCGGCUAUGAACAAUGAAAGGGAAAAAACAAUAAAAUAGGGUAAAGAUCAAAGGGAGAAUUUUGGAAUUUCACGGUCUGCACAUAACGGUCUUAGUACUUUUUUUUGAUACAAAAUGUCUAAUAAAUUAGGGUUGAUUUCCAGUGUCGCGUAAUUUUCACGUGCGUACGUACGUGCGUCAAACUUACCCUCGCAAAUAAACAUAGAGGUAAUGCAUGAGAAGUCGUUGGUAAGCGUAAAAGUUAAACCUCGCUUAACUACUCGUUUAAGCUCAGUACUUGUCACCUUGACUCUAUUUUAUCUACGUGAUUAAAAUUUACGUGCGUUAACGUGAGUAGCCAAAAACGCGUCAGUGGAAAUCAACCCUUGGGUAUUUCACCGUCUAACUGGCAAGUUUUGGGCAAAUUUGAUUUCCUCCAUUCAAUAACGAUGCAUUUAAAGGGAAAGGUCUUUAACGUAUAUGAUCGGAAUUAUUUUUUCUCGAUCUUUAUCUUUGUGAUAUGUUCAACAGAAUUUCCCUAGGAAAGGAUCCAAUAAAACAAAAAGAAUGCAGGCUUACACUAAGCUAUUCAAACUAAUUAAAAGGCUUCUCACUUUUUAGAAUAACCUAAAUCAAAGGUGCACAGCAUAGAAUAAAUAAGUAGGUAACUAUUAAGUAAAUAAAUAGAUGAAUGAAAAUACAUAAAAGAAAUGAUUACUUACAAUCUAUGUUGGAUUCAGGAAUGGCAACAAACAAAUACAACUAACAACCCAGGAAGUAUCACACUUACCUAACCUCUUCGUUACCCCGCCUACCAUAUGUCAGUGAGUGUGAUUAACUUUGAGUUUGAUCUAGGAUGCUUCAAGACACAAAGAAACAAAUGCUGUGUUUUCCCCUUCUGGUAUGAAGGCAAACAGAUCUAUUCAUGCAUCAAGGACAAUAACAUUUGGCCAUGGUGUGCAACAACUGAUAACUAUACAAAAGAUCAUUUGUGGGAUACCUGUGCAGGCAAGUCAAGAACAGUAUAG